Linum trigynum is the source of this 2952-nucleotide messenger RNA. NCBI's taxonomy places the organism in Eukaryota, Viridiplantae, Streptophyta, Magnoliopsida, Malpighiales, Linaceae. The record is from the annotation of a GenBank genome assembly.
CGACUCCCCAUCGACAAGACAAACCCUUUACUUAUAUGUUGAUUACAACACCUAACAUUAGUUGAAAUGCAUUUACUUCUAUCCAUUACCGACACCAACCAGUGGCUCCCUCCAAUGGCAACAGAGUUUCUCCUUUACUCGUUUCUUGCUCCUGCUGUCUUCUGCUGUACUGCUGCUUUGCUUGGACGCGAAGAGAUCUGAAUUAUAUUGUGGGGACCAAAUUGGUAAAACAGGAAAAAAAUGUGGGCUAGCUUUCCUAUGUGAUCAAAUCCCGCAAGCAGUACCUCUUUUUUCCUUUUCUCACCAUUUUACCAUCUUUUUUUCUUCUUCUUUCCAUUUAUGAAUACUUAGCACCGUUCAGAAUGUACCUUGGUUGCAGCAAUUCCUCACUCCCUAAAGAGCCGUCAACAGGAGACCUUGCUCCACUUUGUAUGAACAAAAACCAUGAAAGAUGUGUCUCGUGUAACCCCUUUUACACUCUGGAAUUUCAUAACUUCAAGGUCAGAUCUCGCCACCCAGUUGAUAAUUAUUAUUAGAACUGAAAAAGAAUGUUUAACAAACUAGUUAGCCUGGAUUAACCGAUUUUAUAGGCUUAUCGGGUUCUCUUAACUGAUCAAGUUCGAUUAGCCCUUAACGGUUUCGAUUUUAACCAGAACACCUAAAACCGUUAAUAAAAGACUGAUAAGUUUGUAACUUUGUAUGCAAUCAAAAAUUCAUUUUUGGUUUUCCCAUCUAAUCUGGCUGAAAACUUAAACCUGGUAAGGACUUACCAUUUUCGGUUCCUCAACGAUUUCGUUUUUGGGCAACUGGCUAUUUUGGGUUUCGGAUUCUAAUAAUUUUUUCGGUUAGGUUUAACCACCACUCCUAGUAUGGACGCAUGUUGUCCACGGCAAUCAAAGACUAGAGAGUGCAUCAGUCCUGUCGGAACCAUAUUAUAUUGGAGCACAUCUUCAUGUGAAUCGGAUAAAGCAUGACUAGAUAUUAUGCAAUAGUGUUCUCGAUUUCAUGAGUUUUUCAAAUAUUAAAAGAAAAAAAAAAGACUGAACUGAUUGCACUGUGAGCAAAUUUCGAUUCUCAAAUAUUAUUUACUUUUGACCUGGUUCUAUCAUAGUUUGAUCUAUUUAUCUACGUGACAGAACCGUUGCACAAGGAGAAAGUGACACAUAAAUGAUAUGUGUUGUAUAGAUAACACUGUUCUCCGAAAUCACCCUUCAAAUUUGAAAAUUCAUUUCAAAGAGCGUUGCAACCAUCUUUACUACAACUUUUUUCUUCCAGUAAGCACUCACUGUGCUCAGGGAUUACACUGUGAAAGUUUUGUUUUUCUCAAGCACAAUUGCCAAGUGUCAAAUCUAAGACUCAAAAUGCUGGCCGAAGCAUGCAUUUCACUAGUAUUAGACAAAAUUCACACCAUCCACGCUUCUAAUUGUAUCUUAAAAAAAAAUGAAUGUUUAUUAUUGGCAAGUGCAUUAAUUAACUAACCAAAACAAAACAUUAUCAUUUUAUCCAAACGCUUCCUCUGAAUAUAUAUAGAAGAAAGAAUCCAGCUUAAGGCAAGUUCAUUAACCACAAAAUAAGAUGUUUACUUUCUUGCCUAAUUUAAAAAAUUCAAAAGAUAAAAAGACUUUUCCUUCUGAUCUUUUGUAAUGUAAUAUACUAAUAUUGGUACUCACACUUGUUUUCUAAGCAUAAAUUAACCAUGAAAUUCGAGUUGCGACCAACGGAAAUUAAUAACUUUUAAAUGUAGUGUGCCAAUAUGACUUGUAUAAUGAUAAUAACAUGACAACAAAACUUAGACCACAUCGUUAUAUGAAUCCUUUAAACUUCUACAUAUACCCUUGCAUACCCGCUCUAUACCCGGUCAAGAGAAACAAAAAUUAAUGCUAGCACUAAAUUGUAUCAGUCAAAGAAAAUAAAGUACCAAAUUGUAAAUUGGAUCAGAUGCACGGGACGUGGAAAACCGUCAACUCUAGACGGCAAUAUCAAUGAGUGCGGAGGCAGCUGACGAGGAGAGAGAAAGCAAAUCGAAAGUGGCAUAACUGUAAUAUACGGAACCAUCAAUGGUAAAUUCGCAGCUGGAUAUAUUUACUUAUAUAAACAGCGGCGAGUCAAGCAAAAAACCAACACUCGGUAUCAAAUCACCGGCUUCCGCCACUGAAUUCAGUCUCCAAUCUCCAUUAGCUUCUUCCCUCUUUCUCGAUCAACAAUGGCGAUGGCAUUCCAGAUGGCGGCGAGCGGGAUGUGGGUGAGCGACGAGUGCAGGAACUCGUUCAUGGAGAUGAAGUGGAAGAAGGUCCACCGCUACAUCGUAUUCAAGAUCGACGAGAAGACAGGGCUAGUCGCCGUCGACAAGGUAGGCGGCGCCGGCGAGAGCUACGACGACCUCGCGGCGUCGCUACCGGAAGACGACUGCCGCUACGCCGUCUUCGAUUUUGACUUCGUCACCGUCGACAACUGCCGCAAGAGCAAGAUCUUCUUCAUUGCCUGGGCACCUGCGGCGUCGAGGAUCAAAGCAAAGAUGUUAUACGCAACAUCAAAGAUCGGAGUGAAGGGAGCAUUGGAUGGGAUCCAUUAUGAGCUUCAGGCGACCGAUCCAACCGAGAUGGGGUUUGAUGUGAUCAAGAGUCAAGCCAAAUAAAUUAAUUAAGGGGUGUGUGGGAACUAAUCAACUUAAAGAGUAUUAAUAUAUAAUCGGUUCAUUAGAGAAUCAUUGAGGGAGUUGUUGGACUUCCCAUGGUUACUAAUGAAUUGAUGAUUAUAGGAUUAAUCAUACUUUCUCUUGUUGUUAAUAACUCCCCUAAGUUCCUUUACUCAUGUAACCAGCUAAUUUGGUGAGAGUUAGGGAACCCAGCCUUUUGGGUUUCUACCUCAUUCUCUCCCCCCUUGUGCUCUUUUUGACUAGUUAAUCUCAUCUUAUAUAGGAUGCACUAGACAAAAUAAUAGUGCAUCUUGCUU